Messenger RNA from Orbicella faveolata, 2267 nucleotides. RefSeq names its product contactin-associated protein-like 2. The record is from RefSeq and is a predicted model, not a curated record. NCBI's taxonomy places the organism in Eukaryota, Metazoa, Cnidaria, Anthozoa, Scleractinia, Merulinidae.
UUUAUUAAAAUAGCAAUUGAGCGCGGCCAAAUGUUCGUAACAAUACGUGACAGAUGUCUUAUAGGCAAUUUCAGUUUGGCGUUUGCAGGAAGCCACAGAUCAAUAUUUAUCUAAGACAAAACCUGUGUGUUAUACCAGAGGAGCUCUUCCCAAACAACAUUUUUAGCAGAGAAUUUCAGCUGGAACGAAUGUAGGAACUGCAAGCAAACGAGUUCGGGACUGAAUGGCAUUUUGUCAAAAGUGACGUGAACUAUCAAUCAGAAAGAAAAACGACGUAUGCUAAAAGACUUUCAAAAAAAGAACUUGUACUCUUCUUGCCGCGUCGUAUUAUUAUUGAGGUAAAGGUGCAAACUUCACAAUGGGAAAGAUUAGAGGUCAACAACAUUUCCAGCUAAUGCUACUCUCCAAAGCUGUAAUUUAUUCAAUAAUGGGCAUGCAUUCUUGCGGAAUAGCUGCUGAGCAGACAUGUCGCACGUCCAGACCAGUACCGGACCACGUACUUACAGGUCACGUGAUCGCGUCCCUUGAAGGAAAACGCCUGGAUAGCUGCGUGAUCUCUUGUGAGAUCACACAGAAUUGCUUUAGCAUUAACUACUAUAAAGCACUCAAGAAAUGUGAAUUAAACAGGAAAACAGCUGAAUGGUAUCCCAGUAACUUGCUCCCAAGAUCUGGUGCAGUGUAUCUCAACAUGGUGGUACGUGACUACACGCCGUGUGUCGAUCGAAAUCCGCCAUGUUCAGGAAAAUGUGUUGUUAUCCCUGGAUCCUUAACGACACGGUGUGUUUGUGAAUCAGGAAAUGCUGCUUGCAAAAACGACUCCUGUAUUUCUAAGCCAUUGGGAAUGGAGGACGGUUCAAUUCCAGACAAUAAGAUUACAGCAUCAUCCACACACAGCAACAGUGAGGUGGCUUGGGGAAGGCUUCACUAUUCACAAGGAAGUUGGACUCCGAGAACAGAUGACAGAUACCAAUGGCUCCAAGUGAACUUCGUACCGAAUGUGAAACUCAUAACACACAUCGCCACGCAAGGAAACGGAAAGGGCUGGUGGUGGGUAAAAGAAUAUUACGUCAUGUAUAAGAAAAGACAGGAAGCCCUUAAAGAAUACAUGGAAAAUAAUCAUCGAGUGCUCUUCUCAGGAAACAAAAACAAGGAUGGUGUAGUAAAGAACCUGAUUAACAAUCCCUUUGAAGCGGACACCGUGCGUAUUAUACCCACAGCAAAUGAUGGAAGGAUAGCUUUGCGAAUUGAGCUGUAUGGAUGUGACGCCCGAGUACCGUAAUCUCUGACACUUUUGUAUUUAACUUGGCCGAAUGUGCAAUGGCUGAUUGAGAUUUCCCCACGAUAACUAUCCCUUACCAUAAGAACCCCUAUGAUUAAGGAUCUCUCCAGAUCGAGAUUUCUUGGAAAAAAUAUUCCCCGGAAAAAGAAUCACUCAGUACAAAAAUCUCAGGGGUAAAAAAAAAAGGCUUAUUAUCCAGCUUUACUGACUUGGUUCCGGUUUCCAUGAUCGAGUUAGUGAGCUCAGUUCUUUAUUCUCGGUUUGAUCAUCAAGACCAUGCUUAUCAAAAUAUAUCAUGUUUAAGACAGGUUUUCUGUUUUAUUCAAAGAUGUAGAGUUCUUUUUUCCUGUUUUUCGGUAGAAUAGGGAUGAUUGGUUGAAGUAGAAGCCAGUCAAUUGUAGUCUGCGGAAGCUGGGCGUGCACCAAAAUAAUCGUUAAGUAUAAUUGUAAACAAAAUAUCGGACUAAACUGGCACUAUGCGCUCAGUGAUUUAUGGGCACAAGUGGCGCUUCGAAAGUUCUGAAUAUGACGUCACGAGCACAUAAAUAAAUGCACAUGCAUUUCCUAAUAAUUACUAAAUGCCACACUAAAUUUACUGAUGUUUAAAGAUCGGAGUAAACAAUAAUAGGAAGAGAUAAAUUAAACUUAUUCAAGAUUUUUCAAGAUGUUGUUAAAGAUUUCGGUCAAUAAAAUAAUUAAUCGUCGCUGCUGAAUGAACAAAAGCUAAAACUGCAAUAAGGAAGGUUUUAAUUAAAAAUAUCUAGAAACUUGUUCGAAGCAGAUUUUCAUAUCUAGAAUUAUUGAAAAAACUCAACUUUGAAUACUUUACUACUGCAGUACAUUUGACACAUUCAUUGGAGCAUUUAAAUUAAAGAAUUUGUACUUAUGUAAAUGAAACUAUACUUGUUACAUUUAAUUAACCUUUGCAGCGAAUAUAAUAAAAAAUCCUAAAAAAAAAAAAAAAAAACUAAUCUGAAGCCCUUUUCAG